Cryptotermes secundus is the source of this 3469-nucleotide messenger RNA. RefSeq lists its product as uncharacterized. The coding region runs from base 89 to 3232 and encodes 1047 amino acids. The record is from RefSeq and is a predicted model, not a curated record. Lineage: Eukaryota; Metazoa; Arthropoda; Insecta; Blattodea; Kalotermitidae. The transcript has 9 exons.
CGGAACAUAAGCGAAGUGUCAUCAGACUUUGACAAGAAUCCUCCUUAUAGUACAGUGCGGACUGGCAGCAGAGAACAGCGCGAAGGUCAUGCUACUGCUGCCGCUGAUGCUGCUGUUGCAGCAUGCGGCCACGGCUCCUCCACAGGAACCAGCGGUUCCGUCUUGGAAUAACUUCAGGGCGGCAGUCAACCAGCAGAGUCUGCACACUGUACUGGUAUCAAUUGAAGAAAGACUACGAGCCCUUGACACACUAUAUUCACCAAGAUACACACCAAGAUGGGAGAUCAGUAUCGAACAACAAUCCAGAAGGAUGGAGACAAUCGAGUCACGACUCGGACGAUUGGAAACACUGUUAGAGCUGCGACUGGACAAGUUAUCAGAGACAAUGAGCGCAAGACAACUGAAGGAGGAACUGUCGAGAGAUCAAAUUAACCGGAAACUUGAUUCAACAUAUGAACGCCUCAACCAUCGCUUGAGCUACUUGGAGGCAAGGCUUGAUGUAAGCGUUGCCAAAUUACAGUCAACUAUUGACACAGGUGUAGGGAGAAUGGAACGUCUUGAAGCAACAGCUGCAGGACGUCAAGGUGAUAUAGAAGCAGAACUGGCUGACAUUGAGACAGGAAUUGAUGAAAUUAAGAAACAUGUAACAGCAUUUGAGGAGCAACAUAACAGAAGUCUGGUAACAAUAUUAGAAAAUGGGAAGCAGAUAGCAACAGAAAUGGAUAAUUUAACAACACUGGUGGAAGAUCUUCAUGUGGAGUUCAACAAAACACAAGCAGUAUCUGAGCUGAAUGAUGAUCAGGGUACAAAUCAUCAAGAGGCACUGAGGAAAAACAUGAAUCUACUGGUUGAUAAAGUGAUAAGCGGCAUUGACAAAAAUGCCAACAACUUUAUCACUAAGGCAAACAACAUGUACAAUGACAUGUGGCGGCGUACCCAGGUGCUGGAGGGACUUGUGAAGGACUCCAUGUCCCUAUCAAAUGCUACAAGGCGAGAGCUGCAGGAUGGAAUACGGUCUAUUGCAGUUCAGAUGGGACGACGUGGUCUAGUCCAGUCGGACAGAGACAGGCAAGAAGGUUCAAUGGAUAUAGCUCUAGACACACUGGGGCUAGUUCAGAGAAGAUUGAAUGAGCUUGGAAGAAAGUUUGAUUCCAGCUUCCAAAUGCUGAUGCUUGCGCAGAAUUUAUUCCUUGAGAGCUGUCAUCGUAUUCAGCUAGAUGAGCCACAACUAGAGAUGAAACUCACAAAGGUGCUUGAGAGAAUAUUAGAUGCCAUCACUAACAGGAGUGUGAACACAGACUGUGAGGUACAGACACUCCAAGAAGUAUUUAAAUCUCACAGUAGUCAUCUAACAAGAAUCCUCAAUCAAGCAACCAACAAAAUUCUUCAAGCUUCAGAGCAGAAUAAUGAGGACAGCAAACUUCUUCAGUUGUCAAUAGCCAGUGUCAAAGACCACCUACUUGAAAGUAACAAGUACAUUGUAGAGGCCAUCACAGAUAUCAAAGAGGAGGAAGCAACAGGCACCGAAAGGCUCUUCAACAUUGCAGCCAGUUUGCAGGAACUCCAAGAAUCAGUUGCUGAAAUAUCAACCAGCAACAAAGCAGCCAAACAAGAGAGAGAUAAAUACAAAGAUGAUGUUGGAGAUUGUCCAGACAGUGAACAAUUAGUAGUAGAAAUUUUGGCAGAGCUGAAAAGAAAUGGCAUUACAAUAAACCAUAAAACAGCAAAAGAAAAUACAAUGGCUGAGACAAACACAGGCAAAGAUAUAGAAAUUGAAUUUGAUAGAAAUGACUUAUCUGGGACUGAGGAAGGAUUUGGAGAAGAGAAUGCUGAAGCAAUUGUAAGAAACACAGGCAACAGCGAAGCAGAAUCAACACUACUACAAAUUAUAAAACCUCCCGAGAAUGUAUCAGAAGCAGAGGAAACCUUAAUGGAAAAUGCAGAGCUUGGUUUAUCCACUAGAAACACAAACCUUACACUGAAUUCAUCUUCAUUUCAAGGACAACAUCGAUUUGAUUUACAAAUAAAUAAAAAUUCCACCAUGGAUGAAGCAGAAAGGGCCAAACCGGCACAAGUAAUGAUUCAAAUCAUUCCCCACAAUAUCAGCCUUCAACUGGGUAACAGUAUUCGUGAUCCAUUGCUUGGACUUAAUUUGCAUAAUGUUGCCGCUGUAAUCCAAAAUUCAGAUUCAACAGUCAUUCAACAGAGGUCACAACCAGAUCUUGCAACUGUCCAUGAAACUGCCUCCAGUGACAAAAACAGUACAUAUGUUACACAAAUAAACAAAGAUGACACAGACACAGAAGCUGACAGGGACUUGGAGCCUGAUGCAAAUGCAUUAUAUGAAGAACAAAAUUAUAUUAAUGGAACAUCUGCACAUAACCAAUCUGAGAAAUCUGACGUAGCAGACAGGACAGAAGCACACAGAAGUGGAAUAUUAGUUGCAAGAAAUAAUGAAGAAAUAACGAGGAACUAUUCAUCAAAGGUUUCAGAGCCUCCUCAAAAUCCUGCAAUAACAAUUUUAGUAACAGACAAAGAGAAAAAUGAAAAUUUGUCAAUAACAGUCAUUAAAAAAAACAGAAGCAAUGACGUGACUCACCUGUCUGAAACCAAUCUUCCUACCAAUCACUCAAGCUAUAACUCCAGUCACAGGGGUCAAACAUUUAACAUUUCUGACAAAGAACACAUUAAAACUUAUGGCACAAUAUCUGUUACAAACAUAACACACACAGCACUAAACAGUGUAACAGAAUCCAAUUCAAACAAUACAGCCACUGUAUCAGAGGGUCCAGUAACAGAUCCUCUCAAAAGAAUAACAGAACUUAAUGUUCGUGAAGGAAAAGGUAACCUAACUAUUGAAGAGUUCUGGAGAGUUUUACAACUGGCAAAAAAGCAACUCGAUGAACAUGGUAAAAAUGACACAAUGACAGUAAACAACCUCAUCACUUUCACACAAAAUAGCAAUGAAAAUCGAGAUCCUGAACAGGUAAAACAUAAACCUUCAAUGCUAUUUAGCACAGAUGCCAUUAAAAAUCCAGUUUCUGCAAUGAACGAUACUGAAGACCAACAUUAUGACGUUCAGCGACACGAGUACCUCAGCAGACUUCAAGAUCUCGCUACAGAAUUGGCAAGCAGGGCAAAUGGUUCAUUUGAAGUAAAAGAUUACUUCAACUUCACAAACACAACAGAUGAAAUAAGCGAUGUCACUUCAGAUGAAGGAAACAAUGAGUAAACAGAGGAGAAAAGUCCGUAUGAAGAAGUAAAUAUCACUGCAAUGGAAGAGGGAAGAAACGCAUAAUUUCAAUGGCCUAAGGCAGUUCUAUACAGAAGGUCUGGCAACAAAUUACUGUAAGCAGAUAACAGACCAUUAAAUGGAACUUUAUUCAGCAAACUUUUGUCAGAUUUUGUAUGAAAAGCAGAUGUACUUUAUAAGUAUUAAACCAUGAACAUAAAUAUUAUUUUCAAAACC